Molecule: messenger RNA, 687 nt
Organism: Penicillium paradoxum
Lineage: Eukaryota; Fungi; Ascomycota; Eurotiomycetes; Eurotiales; Aspergillaceae
Product: flavin-linked sulfhydryl oxidase
Exons: 2
Coding region: 1-687 (228 amino acids)
Cellular component (GO): mitochondrion
Molecular function (GO): flavin-dependent sulfhydryl oxidase activity; flavin adenine dinucleotide binding
Source: RefSeq, a predicted model, not a curated record
AUGUCUGAGGUUCCAUCAGAGCAAAUCAACAGCCAAAAUAAAGGCGCAGGGCUCAUGUUCAACCAGCAAACCACCGCGGACUCCGCAAGCUCCUCCAAGCCAGCCCAAGACGAUGAUACAAAAGCCCCAUUGCCCAAGGGCGUCGUCCUAGGCAAAGACGGAAAGCCCUGCCGCACCUGCACCUCCGUCGCCUCAUGGCGAGCAUUGACCAAACAAGCCGACCUUGAAAAGACAUCAAGCUCAAACUCAACCUCAAAACCAACCUUCAACUCGAGCGUAAGCAAAAUGACAGCUUCUAUGCCCGCCUUCGCUGCGGCCGCAACCCCCUCACCCAGCGCAACGCCCUCUGAGUGCCCGCCAGACGUCGAAGAGCUAGGUCGCUCGACUUGGACACUACUGCACUCGAUGGCUGCUACAUACCCCGAGAAAGCAAACACAGAGCACCAGGAUAAUAUGCGCGGGUUUUUGAAGUUCUUCUCGAAGCUGUACCCGUGCUGGGUGUGUGCUGAUGACUUCCAGACGUGGAUGGCGCGGAAUCAGCCAAAGCUGAGUAGUCGGAAGGAGUUUGGGUGGUGGAUGUGCGAAGCGCAUAACGAGGUCAAUCGGAAGCUUGGGAAGAAGGAGUUUGAUUGUCGAUUUUGGGAGGAGCGGUGGCGCACUGGGUGGAAGGAUGGUCGGUGCGAUUGA